Salarias fasciatus (jewelled blenny) is the source of this 2007-nucleotide messenger RNA. RefSeq names its product solute carrier family 34 member 1b (gene slc34a1b). The record is from RefSeq and is a predicted model, not a curated record. Gene Ontology annotation, biological process: sodium-dependent phosphate transport; intracellular phosphate ion homeostasis. The transcript has 12 exons. Gene Ontology annotation, molecular function: sodium:phosphate symporter activity. NCBI's taxonomy places the organism in Eukaryota, Metazoa, Chordata, Actinopteri, Blenniiformes, Blenniidae. Gene Ontology annotation, cellular component: brush border; apical plasma membrane; vesicle. The coding region runs from base 1 to 2007 and encodes 668 amino acids.
AUGUCCUCUCGGUCCAUAACGAUCGUGUCGUCUGGAUGGAGCACCGGGACGGACUUCACAGGUUUGAGGUCGUACGCGACUCGCCUCUCCUCAAAGCCCGAACCGUCGCUGGAGGACGACGGGGAGUCCGGCAUCGGCUCCACCCUUGACCUCAGCCGAAGCUUUGAGAGAAACAGACAACAUACCAAUCAGCGCUCCGACGAACCCCCCCCUGCAGAGGCAGGCGCCCCCCCGAGAGAGACAGACAACUCGACUCAGACCCCGGGAGUGACUUCGGACAGGAUCAAGCAGCUCUUUAAAAACCUGUCCAAGAUCCCUCUGCUCUUCAUUCUCCUCUUCCUCUUUGUUUGCUCCUUGGACACGCUGAGCUCUGCCUUCCAGCUAGCAGGGGGUAAAGUGGCCGGGGACAUUUUCCAGGACAGCGCGGUGCUGUCGAACCCCGUGGCAGGACUGGUGGUGGGGAUCCUGGUCACCGUGCUGGUUCAGAGCUCGUCAACGUCCACCUCCAUUGUGGUCAGUCUGGUGGCCUCGGGAUUGCUGGAAGUGAGGUCGGCCGUUCCGGUCAUCAUGGGCUCCAACAUCGGGACGUCGGUCACAAACACCAUCGUGGCCAUGAUGCAGGCGGCCGAGCGAGCCGAGUUUCAGCGGGCCUUCGCCGGGGCGACAAUUCACGACUGCUACAACUGGCUGUCGGUUCUCGUUCUGCUGCCGCUGGAGGCGGCGACUGGACUGAUGUCCCGGCUAUCUUUCACACUGGUCUCCAGCUUUAAGCUCCAUUCCGGGGAGGAAGCGCCCGAGCUGCUCAAGGUCAUCACCGAGCCGGUCACCAGGCUUAUUAUCCAGCUGGACAAGUGUGUAAUCACGGGGCUCGCCAUGGGAAAUGAGGACAUGAGGAACAGGAGCCUGGUGAGGAGAUGGUGCCAGCCUGACCUUUCAGCUGGCAAUUUCAGCAGCGAGGACUGUGGCAACGGUUACGACUCGUCGCCGUCGCCACUCGUCAAGUGCAGACAUUUGUUCGCCUCCUCUGACCUGUCUGACCUCACGGUGGGCCUCGUCCUGCUGGCAGCGUCCCUGGCCGUCCUCUGCACAUGUCUGCUGCUCCUGGUCAAAAUUCUGAACUCUCUCCUCAGGGGCCACAUGGCAAAGGUCAUUCACAAAGUCAUUAACACAGACCUGCCGCAUCCCUUUGGGUGGCUGGCCGGCUACGUUGCGAUGCUCGUUGGUGCAGGAGUGACAUUCGUGGUCCAGAGUAGCUCAGUCUUCACCUCUGCCAUAACUCCUCUAAUAGGUAUUGGCGUGAUCAGCCUGGAACGGGCCUAUCCUCUCACGCUGGGGUCCAACAUUGGCACCACUGCCACAGCGCUGCUCGCAGCUCUCGCCAGUCCUGGAAACAAGCUGGCUGCAGCCAUACAGAUUGCUCUGUGUCACCUCUUCUUCAACGUUUUCGGCAUUCUGCUGUGGUACCCGCUUCCAUUCAUGCGCUUGCCGAUCAGGAUGGCGGGCGCUCUGGGAGCGCGCACCGCCAAAUACCGCUGGUUUGCGGUGCUCUACCUCCUGGUCUGCUUCCUGCUCCUUCCGUCGCUGGUGCUGGGCCUCUCGCUGGCCGGCUGGCGGGUGAUGGCUGGCGUCGGGGCUCCCUUUCUGGGCGUGACCCUCUUCAUUGGCCUGAUUAAUGUGAUGCAGGCCCGCAGCCCACAGCGCCUGCCUAAAAAGCUCCAAAACUGGGACUUCCUGCCCAGGUGGAUGCGUUCCCUCAAACCGCUUGAUCGCGUCGUCACCAAGGCAACAGUCUGCUGCGGCGCAACAUGUGAGGAUCAACUGGCAGAAGAGGAAAAUGAGCCCGACUCAACCGAUGUGACUCCCGUCAGCGGUCAGACGGAGUCUGUUCAGAGGAAGCAGAAGCUGGCCUACAGCAACCCCGUCCUGGACUGCCUGGACGAGAGCAGACCGGGUGUACGGGUCUUCAGACUGAAAGGCCUAGAGAGAUGCAACAGCACUCCGCUGUAG